Molecule: messenger RNA, 4963 nt
Organism: Centruroides sculpturatus (bark scorpion)
Lineage: Eukaryota; Metazoa; Arthropoda; Arachnida; Scorpiones; Buthidae
Gene: shep
Product: protein alan shepard-like
Exons: 11
Coding region: 142-963 (273 amino acids)
Cellular component (GO): nucleus; cytosol; ribonucleoprotein complex
Molecular function (GO): poly(U) RNA binding; mRNA 3'-UTR binding; poly(A) binding
Source: RefSeq, a predicted model, not a curated record
UAUGGAAAUAUAAUAUCAACUAAAGCAAUACUGGAUAAAAAUACCAAUAAAUGUAAAGGCUAUGGUUUUGUGGAUUUUGAAUCUCCAGUGUCGGCCGAAUCAGCUGUAAAAGCCCUUCAAGCUCAAGGAGUUCAGGCUCAAAUGGCAAAGCAACAAGAGCAGGAUCCCACGAAUUUGUACAUUGCAAAUCUCCCUCCCUGUAUGGCCGAAACCGAUUUAGAGGGCAUGCUGGCACCGUACGGAACGGUUAUUUCUACUCGAAUCCUACGAGACAGUAACAUGCAAUCGCGAGGUGUUGGAUUUGCAAGGAUGGAAUGUAAAGAAAAGUGUGAACACAUAAUAUCUACAUUUAACGGAAACAUACUGCAAGGGUCCAAAGAACCUCUUCUAGUAAAGUUUGCCGAUGGUGGUAACAAAAGGAGAAAUCAGUAUAAGAAUCAAGAGCAUCGGAUAUGGAGAGAAGGAGAAGGAAUACCUUUAACAUAUGAACAAUCUGGAAUGUCACAAAAUGGGGUUGCAGCUCAACUCGUGGCUCCUGUUCCCGGUUAUCAGAGACAGUAUUCCACACCCGUGUCAUCCUAUCCUCUUCAGCCCGGAACGGCUUGGGUUCCGCAGCAUCAGUACAUUGUUCAAACACCAAUGCAUCAGGUGAGUGGCGUUCAGGUAAUUCCAUCAUCACCACUGGAACAUUUACAUUAUAGCACAGUGCCCCAAUUAGCAGUUCCCCAGUUAACAGCACAGAUGUCUCAACUUCAUCUAUCCGGUACCUCUUACGUGGCAGGCACUCAUCCCGCGUACACCGGACCGGCGGCUCCCGCAGCCCUCUAUCCGCAACAUACGCCACUCGUCCAGCCAGUGCCUCUUUCAGAGGACCCUAUUAGUGCCAGUGUCCCAGUAAGUGGUAACAACAGCGGGACCGAGGACCAGCAACAUCCUUAUCAGGCUUACACUCAAGCCAAGUGACAAUUUAAUGGAUCUGAAUAAAGUAUGUGAAACAAAUCGGCAAAGUGACCGCAGUCCUGCAACCUCAUCACCUAGAAAAAAAAGUGGUUCAAGAUGUCCAUGGCAAGACUUGUUGUUCCGAUGAUCAAGAACGAUGAUUGUUACUUUGUUUUUUCUUGUAUUUCAAAGUGAUGAGAAGUUCUUUACCUUCUAGAUGAAACAGUUUUACAGUUGCAGAGAAGUACCUUUAUUUUAUUAUUGAUCCCAAAGGCUAUUUUUUAAAAAAAAAAACAGUGUUAUUUCUCGAGAUUCUCUACUCGACGCCAGUCGGCGUCUGUUGUUAUUAACUUAGCGAGUUGGCGAACAUCGGUAACGAAGACGAUAAACAUAACAAAAAAAAAAACAAACAAACAAAAGCUAUGGAAAUGGUUGCCAGUGCCCAUCACAUUCCUCGACUUAUAGUAUAUCGCAGCAAGAAGUAGUUUCCCUUUUUUAGAACCGUCGAUGGACGUGGCAGCCAUUUAACAGUAACUUAAACUGUUUCACACACACAAAAAAAAAAAGAAAAAAAUUUAACAAAAAAAAAAUACAGCUUUAGAGAGAGAAAAACGGAGACAUCCCGACCGAGGGGAAUUUUUUUAUGUGAAAACAAAAAAAAAAGAAACGGAAAAAGUGCCACAAAACGCAUCUUGUUUUGAUUAUUUUUUUAUCGUAUGGAAUUUGUGGCUAAUAUUUCUCUCUCCGGUGGCACAGUUUUUUGAUCUUUUUCUCUACUACUUGUUUAAUUACGUAAUCUUGUUUUUUUGAGUUUAAGAAGAGAAAAACGAAAAAAAACACACGAUGUUUGUUUUUAAAAAAAAAAAGAAAAAAACGUGUUCGAUGUUCAGGUUCGUCUAACGGUGGUUGUGAGGAAACAAAUUUUAAAUGUCGUCUCUCGUCUCGUCCCUGGUCCCCCAAUCUAUGUCUACAAUUUAGCAGUAGACUUGUAGACAUAGCUUUAGUAGUAGUUUAGCAUAGCGUGGCAAGAAAAAAAAAAUUACAAAAACAAAAAAAAGAAAAAAAUAAGUUGGCCUCUUUGACUACCUACUAGCGGCUUUCUAAGAAAUUUUACCUUCCAAAAUUGUGGGAUGACGGUUUAAAAGAAAGAGAAGAAACUAAAACAACGUGCGAAAGCGGCCGAAACUGUAGGUACCAAAGAGGUAAAUAUUUGUGGAACAGUUCUGGAAAAAAACACUAAAAAAAAUAAUAAAAAAAAGCCCUUUAUAAUGGUGCUUUGGGUCGAGCCCUAAAGCGGAAAAAAGAACGGCAAGUUGGAAAAAAUAGUAACAACACUAAAGAAGAAGAAAUAUAUUUAACGGUGGUUGCAGUAUUUCCUUUCUGCACUUGAUCCAGUCGCACGGUCUUUAAAAUAGGAAGAAAAAGAAAAUGUGGACAGAAUGGAUUCUGAAGCGAGCGAUCAAGAUUACGAGUUUUUUUUUUUAUUAUUUUAGAAAAUUGUAAAUUAUGAUAUUUAGUGUUUGUGGAGUAACUUAUUAUUGUGUAUAAAAGAUUUUGCGAAGUGUAUUUUUGGAAGAAAGGAGGGUGAAAAAGGCCCAAGCUUCCGAGUGGGUUCGAGAGAUGAUUUUUUUUUCUUGAGUUGGUGCGCCGUUUUUUUUUUUUUAAUUAACGAGCCUAACUAACGGGCACCGCGCCGAUUUGUAUUCUCAUCGUCUUGUAAUUAUGAUUAUUCUGUCUGUGUGAACCGUCGGAGGGACCCUUUUUAUUUUAUUUUUCGUCUUCACGCCAGCGAUGUCUCAACGUCAAGAUCCUCCUGUGCAUUUCUUUUAAUUAUAUUUUCUGUUUCACGUAUAUCGUCCGGAUAUGGAUUUUUGGUGCUCUUUAUUAAAAUAUAAACAAUACGUUCGGGAUCAAGUGGAAAGGAAUGCGUGACGACCUUCCAGAGGCUCAAAACGGCCAUUUAAUAAAGUUUUUUUUUUAAAAAAAUAAAUAAAAAAAAAUUAAAGGGCCUUUGUAUAGAAGACUCUUCCAGUGCAAAAAGUAUGCAUCCGAUUUGAGUGUUUCGUGAAAACAAAACUUCGAAAUCCGAACCCUUCCUAAGCGGGCGCAUCACGAAGAAGCAUUACUACUCCCCAUUUGGAUCAAAGUUUCGGGAAGUGGAGAGAAUGGAUUUAGAUACAAACAAAAAAAAAAUCCUGUGUUCAAGUCAGUCAUUCCUGUCUUCCCUGUAUCGAGAAAUUGACAUUGUGCUCAGGGUUUACACUAUAAUUGUAAGAAAAAAAAAAAUACAAAUUGUUCUUUUGUAAUUUGCCACAUGCCACUAAUAAGAUUUAUCUGCUGGUAGGCAUGGUUCUGACACACAAAAAAAAACUACAAAAACCAAAAAAAGUGGCUGUUAUCGAGUGCUGUACUAUUUUUUUAUUCGUGUGCUCUGUUGGUUUUUAUGAACGGAGUACGUCGAGGCUUAGACGUUAGAUUUCUAUAUAUAUAAGUCUCAAAACUUUUUGUCCUAAGCAGGCUUUUAAUCGUGCCUUGUAAGUAAAUUUAAAUAAUAUCCGAGCGUUUCGAAAGGCCGUUCCGGUGCGUUCGAGUACGACGAAUGUUUUUUUUAAUUUCGGUCGGCACUCGAAGGAACGGCCCGGAAGAAAUUAAUUAAUUAAUUUUUUUUUAACUCGAAAAUACAGGAACAUAUUCUUGACAUUCCUUUCGUUUCUCGCUUGCAAUAUAUAUAAAUAUAUAUAUAUAUAAAGAUUUAAUUGGACGGUAACCGUCGUCGUCGUCUUUGUCGUUCAUCCAAUAAGAGAAAGUGUUUUUAUUACGUGAGGGAAGAGGGGAGUGUUUUUUGGCCAUGGCGCGCGUGCCCGAUAUUUAAAACUAGUAAUUCAUUUACUUGCAGAAUGUGUCAAUGCCUCCAUUUGUUAAAAAAAAAGAAAAUGUUUUUUCCCGUUUUGAUUUCCCCUUUUUGUUUUUUACUUUGCCGAAGUAUCUGUUGGCAGGUUACACAGGAACAUCAAAAAAACAAACCAACCAUUUUGAACAAGUGCCGAGUGUAACUUAAUAACAAUAAUAAUAAUAAUAAUCAGCUCCCGAUUUGAGAAAAACAUUCAAAUGAAUCGAUCAAGUGUUGGUAAUGCUGUGCAUAAUUAGUCUGCGUGGGAAAAAAGAAGAGGCAGCAGGAGAUUUUUUGGUGUUUCGGUCGCGUUUUAUGGGACAUUUGUCACGCGGAGGUGUGAGAAAACGAGGGAGCCCAUUACACGUUGUGUUUUUCUUUUUGUUAAACGAGGCAAAAAAUAAUCAUCUCGGCCAGAAAGGAAUUUACGUCAAGUCGCUGGCAGCAGCAGCGGUAACAACAACAACACCCGGUCCUCCAAAAUCACCAGUUUCUAUUGUUGUCAGAGGAGCCGUUUUUCUUUUUUCCUUCCUUCAAAAAGAAGGAAAACGCAAAAGCACCGACUGCCGUGUUACAGAGCCCAUCAUUGCUACUACUAUUACAACUAUCCGUUUAUUAUUAUCGAUUCAGGUUUUUUUAGGAUUACUUAUACACGACGUUUCUCUCUGGCCGACGUGUUUUAUGCGGCCGGACUUUUUUGAAGAAACGACAGAAACAAGUUUAUUGUGCGUGUGGCGUGCGUGUGUCGAUUGUGUGAAUGUUCACGCGGAAGAAGAAACGACGGCGGCAUCACGGUAAGAAGUUACACCUAAAUAACCAACAAAAAAUAAAUAAAAACAACAAAAGAAGCAACACCACCACCACCUUUCUAAGAACUCGUACUUACUGUGUGUGACCGGGACAUUAAAAAAAAAAGACAGAAAAAAAUUUUUUUCUCCUGUUUUGUUUUUAAUUUUGUACCAGAGAACUAAACUACGAGUAGGAUUCUUUUUUCCUUUAGUGCGAAUGGACACCGAGUGUGUUAAUAUUGUUUCGAAACGGAGUUCCAGGAUUCUAAAGUGUCAUCGUAGGAAUUUUUUAGUAGUGCCUCAGUCCUGCCAUCAGAAGGCUUCCUCGAUCGUGUAUAAAUAAAAA